CUGCGAUAAGAAGAUUGACGAUAAGAGUAAAACAUACGAAGCCUUGCGCUUGUCCGACGUACACAAUUACUUUCCCCUCUUCUUCUGGACGUGAUUUCGACAGCCUCGAUAAUCUCCUUCCCGCCUUUUUCAUUUUCGAAGAACAAUCAAGGCUGGUGAAGUCUGCUUCUUUUUACCAGCGGUGGAGGACGCCACCAACUUUAUAUCGAGGGAAAAGCAACGCUGGUCUUAGUGAGGGAGAUAGUGGGACUGAUGUUGUCUUGAGUGGUGAGGAUUGAAUGCUAUUGCUGGUAUGGAUCUGCCAUUGUGACCUGCGAUUCCGUAGGGAGUAUAUUGUGAAGGUACUGAAUGUUUUUGUCGUAGGGAUUGUGUCGCCGGAUAUUCACAGACUUCGAGUGUCAGUACACGAUACCUUCAUUGGGACGGUCCUGCGAGAUACCCAGCUGCGUAAAACGUACUCUUUGGAACGGCAUACUUUGAGGAUACAAUACGGGGCUUGUUUGAUUACAACGUGCCUGGGAACGGAUACGGUUACAAUCUCGAGGUGGUCGUGUGUUAAAACAACUUGGGAAUACGUGGGGUGGGAUUCGAUCUGGGCUCUUUCGACGGGCUUCUGCGAGUCCCGAUACUCAGGCGGAAGUGCUAUAUUUGAAUAUACGGAAUUAGGGGGUAACGAAGAGUCUACCGCUCAUCAAAUACGCUUGGGUAUCUUCUGGGACUCGAGAUAUCGUCUAUUCCAAAAUAUACGACUUGGGCUGGGAUUCAGGACAAACCCCAAGCCCUUCACUCGGGCAAGGUUCUGAGAUCUGGUGUUACGCAUAUCGCCAAAGUUUUAUACAAUCUACCGCUAAAUUCUAUUAUUUAAAAUCAAGAUGGAUGACCAAGGGUCAAGUUCGGCUGGUCCAUCGUCACAAUACUUCAGAGAGCAAAGAAACGAGCGCCCUCUUCCUCCUUUCCCACCAUUUGCUCAGCAAAAGAAUCUCCCAGCAGAACCGAUGGAUUCCAAUGUUUACCAACAACUUGUAGAGACGGGCGAGGCGUCGGGAAGUCAAGAUGUCAAUAGACAGUAUGAACUUUGGCGGGAAUCAGGGUUUGAAGGAACCCCAGGUACUUAUUCUCAGAAUGAAUCACCUUUACCUCCUACACCUCCAGAUACCUUGGUAAGUGAAUCAAGAGGAAGAGGAAACUCUGCACCUCAAAUCCAAACAACCAGCGAAGACGAUGACGACCUGGUGAAUGAAACAAGCAUAAUACAAAUACCCAAUAUUGAUGGAAGAGCAUCAGCCAACUCGGUUUCUUUUGCACUGCCCACCCCCAGCAACACUGCAAACGUAAAUGCUCCCAGAGAAAGACCACCAAGUCAGAGUCGAUACAGACGAAUGACGAACACGAGCACACCUACAGAGGUUGUUGUUCCUAGGUGGCAGCCAGACGCUGAGGUUACUAUUUGUCCUAUUUGUCAUACGCAAUUCAGUAUGGUACCCAAUAUUUCGCCCUCUGUGAAUGACUAUCUAACUUUUGAAAGGUUUCUUCAUCCGGAAACAUCAUUGCAGGUAUGUCAUAUGAUAUUUGUUAAAGACUCGGAAAAUGGUUGAUGUUCUAACAAACCUUUAGAAAGUGUGGUCGAGUCGUUUGCAACGCUUGUUCCCCGCACCGAAUCACCAUACCAUAUCAAUAUAUUGUUCAACUCCCAGUCGAGGGAGUACCAGAACCAUCUGCAAGUUCCCGUACCCGUCCAGCCAGAGAUCCAGCACGGGCAGGAAGUGCUGCAGAGGUUGCCAGUCUUGGAGGAGGGGAACGCGUGAGACUCUGCAACCCUUGCGUACCAGACCCAAACACUGCACCCCCACAAACGGAUUCUAGAAUACAAUCGCCAACACAAUCAAACAGACCCGGUCAUGGCCGUUCUGUAAGCGGGGUCGUUUCGUCAUACAGUUCUUACCAUCGAACCCAAACACAACCAAACAGGCAAAUCGCGCCUAUUUCCGUUCGAGACGCGCUGCGUAAUUCCCCCGGAAGACCUGGACCCAGCAUGUCAGACAACCUUCAUCCCAGAGGCUCGUCUUAUAGUCUCGGGGAAGAUCCUAGAUCAGGGCUCGAUAUAUAUGAAGCUCGGUCCCGAAGCAGUACAGUGCGUGGCCCCCCUUCCUCAACGAUCGAUCAAACUGACAGCAUGAUCCCAGGUCAGCGGUGCCUCACGUGUGCAACGGCAUAUGGUAAUUAACAGGAAACCCAAUAAAUACAAUAGAGACUCCUUUCGCUCACGUUGUGUUUUUUCUUUCUAGGGCAACAACAAUAGCACUACUUCAACCGAUUCAAUGGCUACCACUUUCGCUCAACGAUAUUCUCCUGUGGUGCCUAGACAAGAUGCAGAUUUAUCUCGCCCUUUACCUUCCAGACCUCAACCGAGACAACAGAUUCCCGAAGAAGACGAAUGCUGGAUCUGUCACCAUGAACUCCCCUCCCGAACUCUCCCCAAUUUCGAAACCAUACGCGCGCAACACGUCGAAGCCUGUCUAAGAUCCGUUCUGGAACCCUCCUCCUCCUCUUCUUCACCUCCCCCAGGCUCGACCAGCACCCCCGCUCGACCAAUCACCAACGCUGCCUCCUCGUCCACGCCCAACGCCGCCUCCCCUGCAGUGGGCUCGCCGAAGCCGGCUCAGAGGCGCACAGGUGUUUUCCCAUAUGUGGCUACGGAGAAGGAUUGUGUGGAUGACGCCGAGUGCACGAUUUGUCUCGAGGAGUUUGAGGUGGGUGUUGAGAUGGGGAGAUUGGAGUGCUUUUGUCGGUUUCAUUUAAGGUGUAUCCGGGAUUGGUUUGGGAGUCGACCCGGUCAGUGUCCGGUUCAUCAGCAUGGUGGGGGGUAUUGAGGGGUGUUGGGGAUGGUCUCACAUAGUUGAUGGGGGAUUUGCCCAGAGAAUAGGUGAUGGUCACAUGUGGAGUGUGCUUAAUGAAGUAAUGUCGAUGUUCGAUGUUCAUGGUUUGGGUCGGGAGCAGGUUUGUACCUUUGCGCUUUUUCGCAUUUACAACUUUCAUUCGUUCGUUUCGCUUUUUUCUUUCACGGGAGAGAUGGAUGGAUGGAUGGAUAUGAUUCUCUGGGGUGCGCUGCAUGGCAUUCGUUCAUCUCGUUUCACUUUUUCGUUUUCGGUUUGUUUUUUACGGGGGUAUCUGGCAUUUGGCAUAGGAUAGAUGAUGGGAUUUUCCUUUUUUCUCUAUUUCUUCUUCUUCUCGAUUACUGGGCGUUUAGUUUUUUUUUGUUGUGAUGAUGUAGAUACGAUACCUACUGCCUGCUUGCUGCCUUUGCGAGAUUGAUUUUUUUUUUUUUCUUUUCUUUUUUCUCUAAAGUCUGCUUUUGUUGGGGAUUGAGGGACGUUCGUUUGUGAGUAGCAAGAGAGAUGGGAUGGAUGGGUAUGCGUGGGUGAGAUGAGAUGGGAUAUGUUGAGAUGGGAU
Hymenoscyphus albidus is the source of this 3450-nucleotide messenger RNA. The record is from the annotation of a GenBank genome assembly. NCBI's taxonomy places the organism in Eukaryota, Fungi, Ascomycota, Leotiomycetes, Helotiales, Helotiaceae.